Molecule: messenger RNA, 1686 nt
Organism: Durusdinium trenchii
Lineage: Eukaryota; Dinophyceae; Suessiales; Symbiodiniaceae
Source: the annotation of a GenBank genome assembly
AUGGCUUUGCUCACGGGCCCGGGGCAGCAGCUGACCUUUUGCCGUGGGGUUGUUGCGGUAACUGGAGAAGCCAUUCAGCAGGCCUGUGGGGGAGAUGCGGUCUACAGAGACUAUGGCCUCGAUGAUGUCGCAGCAGCGUGGGUGCAGCAACGUCAAAAAAGGGAUGGUCAAGACAAUCACAUGACGUUUCUGAGCAAAGUUGAUAUUCAACUCCUGGCUGGCCAAGUCCAUGACGGCACACAGGCUUGGAGUGAGAAUGAUAUCCAGACUCCGAGUGCCACAGACAUGGCUGACAUUGCAAGAGCUGCUGCUUUGCUCCUAGCCAAAAUCAGUUCCACGUGGGACUGGGUCGAUGUGGGAACUGGCACUUGCAAGGAUGCUUCCGGAGAAUCUGCUUUUCGUGUUGUGCUGUGGCCGGCUGCUGCGGCCAUGCGUGAGAAGCUUGCUCUCCCACCCAAGGAUUUCCACAUCACUUUGGGAUUUCAGGGCUGCGAUGUGCACUCCAAGAGCAAAGGGGUAGGCACUUUGAGCGCUGCUCCCGAUGCAACUUCUUUAGCUCGACUACUUCAACUAGCAUCUCCGUUGGCCACUGGACCCGAAAUUGGGCCCUUCUCUGAGAGCAUUGAGCUGCUUCUGGAGACUGCUUUGAUGGGAGCGCGCCAUCAUUCAGACACCGCCGCGCAUGUUGAGGCCUUGCAGACCUUGUGCCUUUACCACGGGCGACUGAAGCAGCCGAGCAAGGUCUUGGUGCUUGCCGAUGAGUUGUUGCAGCUGCGAUCGGACCCCAGGGGCCGCUGCAGUCGUGCGUUUGCUUUGGUGAUGCUGAGUCGCCUUUCGGAGGCAUUGGAAGCGCUGGAAGCAGCAAAGGCUCAAGUGGAGGAGCUUCCAGGUGAAGAACGUGAAGUGGAAGAGACGCGAAUCGCUCAAGCCAUCGCACACUGCAAGAAAAAACUGGGCCUACCCAGUGCACCCGGAUAUUCAGAAGCUUCAACCAUGGUGGUCAAAGACAACUACCCGAAGACACCCCACUUGCCAUUUUCGCCAGGUGUCAAUGAGGAUGACACGUGCAUCUCCGAUUGCGCGCAUCUUUUGGCUGGAGAAGUCGUAGUAACCGAGAAACUGGACGGUGGCAAUUGCUGCUUGAAAGAUGGUCAAGUUUUUGGCCGCACACAUGCGCAACCAGCUACACACGAGUCCUUCUCUGCUGUUAAGGAGCUUGCAGCAAAUUUUGGAGGUCAAUUGCAUGACCUGCAGCUUUUUGGGGAGAACAUGCAGGGAGUGCACAGCAUUGAAUAUGGAAACUUGCAAAGUUUCUUCUACGUUUUCGCGGCUCGACGAGGAACAACCUGGCUGAGCUGGGACGACACAGUGGCGCUGGCAGAACAGUUGGAUCUCCCGACAGUGCCCCUCGUAUUCCGUGGCCAUUUCUCCUCCUCAGCUCAGCUACAAAAAUGCCUGGAGAAGUGGAAGAACGAAGCUUCAGCAGUUGGGGCGGAUGUUAGUCCUGAAGGCUUUGUGGUGCGACGUUCAUCGUCCAUUUCGGGUGGAGCCUUCCAAGAUGAAAUUGCCAAAUUUGUUCGAGCGAAUCACAUCCAGACGGAUGAAGCCUGGAAGCGAAGGUGGAAAAAGGCUUUGAUUGGACCACUGUUGGAUCCGAGACCUUGGCGAACCCUCGAGGUGGAUUAA